AAGUAUAAAUUACCAAUAAAGGAAUAAUCUUAAAUAAAAAUUCAAAGAUUUAAUUUAAAUAAGAAUAUAAAAUAGAUAAACUAAAAGCAAUUUGUGAAGAGAUAAGAAUUUUCUGCUUUAACCCAAAAUGGAGUCUUCUAACGAGAAUGGUGGUCCGGACUUGCGCUUUGAAUUUAUGGGAUCUUACGUGCAGAAGACGCUAAAGUUGAAACCAGAAAAAUGGCUUCGUGUCGUGACGGUGGAAGAGCACAAAGCAAUAAUAAAGGAGUUUCUCGAUCGACCAACUCCUGUCCACUUAGUUAUUCUUCUCACGCCAUCAGCACAAUUAAUUCCCUGCACAACAUUUCCCCUGACGCAGCUCAAGACGAAAGGGGUGUAUUUUAUAAAGAAGUACCCUCAGGAGGUACCACGGGAGAAUUGUCAGGAUAUGCUGAUUGUUGGGGAUUUGGCAACAAGGACCAUUGAUCAGCUUUCAACGCUUGUUGAUGAGAUUUUCGUGCCGCUCCUGUCGAAUCCUCAAAAUCACAAAGGAUGGCCCGAAAUGGUGGCACAGGAUGUUCAGAAGCACGUGCACAGUCUCAAGAGUACCGUGUAUCAGGUUAAGGGUCAAGUUAGCGGUCAAACUGUCCUCCCAAUGCCCGUCGGGGUUGAGAAGGUAAUAAAAGCAGCACAAGACAUUAAUGCUGACAAGGAGUGUGCCGUUGAUUUGUACCUAAAGAGUGCCAUUGAGGGAGUUGUAAUAAAGUGGGCAACACAAAUCAACGACGUAAUGAUUGAGAAUCCCAGCAAUGCCUUCAAUGGGGGUGCCAAUCCACCGCCAAACAUUGAAUUGAACUUCUGGAAUAGUCGCCUAAAGAAUUUAAAUUACAUUUACGAUCAACUACGGAAUGAAAGGGUGAGAUGUAUGGCAUUGAUUCUCGAGCAUACCGACAGUGCAUACUUCCCCUGCUUCAAGAAUCUCUUUAAGAAUGUAGUUACAGCCCUUGCUGAAGCCAAAGACAUUACACUCUACAUAAAUCCCCUGCAGAAGCAUUUCACGUCAAUUGAGGAAACGGAUUUUUCCGAAUCGAAAAUUCUUAUAAAGCCAAUGAUGCACGUGGUUUGUCUUCUGUGGGCCAAUUCACGCUACUAUUGCCACUCAUCGAAGCUCAUUGUGUUGCUAAAGCAAAUUUGCAAUUUGCUAAUUCAACAAGCUAAACGCUAUUUGGAUCCAUCGAGUAUCUUUCACACGGAUAUCGAUGAGGCAAUGCAGAGAAUUUCCUUCUCCAUUCAACUCCUGAAGCAUUUUCGGCAGGUCUUUGAUGAGUGUAAGGAAAAUCUUGCAUCCUACUUCACGGAUCGCCCUCCAAUUCACUGGACCUUCCAUCCAAAUGCCGUAUUUGAGCGCUUCAACGCUUUUCUCGAUCGUCUCAAUACAAUUCAAUGGUUCUUCUACACUGUGAUUGAAUUCCUGAAGUUAGAGAAAGUGGAAAUUGGUGGACUUAAAGGGCGGAAUUUAAGUGCCAGAAUUACAGCUGUCUCAGUGGAAUUCAAUCAUUGCUUCUCACAGUUCUCAGCUAAAACCUACGAUGUCCUGGACCCAGAUGAUCCGUCAUUUAAAGAGGACUUUGUCAAGUUUCAAGAGAGAAUCCUUGAACUUGAUCUCAAACUCGCAGCUAUUCUGUGUCAAGCAUUCGACGAUUGUCACAAUUUGGAGAGUGUCUUCAAGCUAAUCAACAUUGUUGGAAGCGUACUGGACAGGCCCAAGAUUAAGGAGGAAUUCACGAAUAAGUACUCGGAAAUACUCAAGAUGCUGGACGAGGAGAUUGGCAUGUGCGAAGACAUCUAUUUAAUGCAAAUGAACUACUUGGAGAAGGAAGGUCAUCUGUUUAUUGACCAAAGCUGCCCGCCAGUGACCGGCUGCUUGCGGUGGGUUAUGCAAUUGUCUGGCCGGGUGACACCGCCCGUUAAGAGCUUUCAGAUACUCCAACACCCCGUGACUAAAACACCCGAAGCUCUUGAACUUGUUAGACGCUACGAGCGACUUAUGGAGCUUCUAGUGCUGUUUGAGGACAAAGUGUUCAAUGAGUGGCGCGAGAAGGUGCCAGAGCAAAUUGAGAUAAAUCUCCAGAAAUCACUCAUGACGCGCAAUCAGUAUACAAAAUUGCUUUUAUUGAACUUUAGUCCCGAACUCUUUGCCAUUCUGAAGGAGGUGCACUACCUCAAACUUAUGGGCAAAGAGGGUAUCCCUGAGGUUGGGAUUCAAUUUUCAGAGAAGAGUGAAACCUACCGCAGCUACACACUUUCCCUCGAGAGAACCAUUGAUUGGUACAAUGAGAUCCUGGAAAAUUCAACAAAAGUUGAAUUGGAAUUAAUUGAAGAGGAAAUUCAAACCAUCGAUACGCUCCUUGAAGUUGGAAUUUCAGAAUUAACUUGGAAUUCAGAAGACAUAAUGGAUUAUUUAACAAAGUUACGAACUCCGGUUGAAUGCCUCCAGCAACGUAUGCAAAAUAUUCAGAAGAAUUUAGCAGAAAUGCGCCAAAUUAUGGGCGUGUGGUCCAGAUUGCCGCUCUUUGAACGUAAAGACGGCAAGAAGGACACUGUUCUUUGCCUCGAUGAAAGAUCUGACCGAAUUACAAGACGCUACAGUGAUAUUGAAGCUGCUUCUGUGAAGAUUCAGGAACUUCUUGCGGAAAAUGUUGAGCUAUUUGGUAUGCAGGAGAAGCAAAGCUCACCAAUUUGGCAAGAUUACGUCGUAUUCAUUGAUAAUAUUGUUUACGAGAACCUCCUACUGGCCGUUGGCGUCAGCAUGAGCUAUUUGUCCGACCACAUGGAUCCGGCGAAUAACUUUGCUCCACUCUUCGAAUCACGCCUCGAACUUCUCGAUCCGGAUUUAAUUUUUGUCCCAUCACUCGAUCCCAAUGAUCCCAAUGGGUUCAAUCACCUCCUUGCGGGUUUAAUUGUGGACAUUGUAAAGAUGUCCUCGCUGAUGGUGCGCAUCAAGCCGGACAGCACGGAUUCCUAUGAGAGGAUCAUUACGGAACAUCCGGAUAUAAUUGAGAUGAAAGAGGAAAUUCUCGAGGGGGUUGAGAAGGUUGUGCAGGAAGCUGCGGAAUUUUGUCGUGGCUUUGAACGGUACUCUUACCUGUGGUACGAUGAUCGUGUUCAAUGCAUGGAGCUCUUCCUGGAGUACGGAAGGAUUCUCGAUAUAGAUGAGAUUGAGUUGAUUGUGAUGAAAGAUCCAGCAGCUCCACAACCAUCUCAGCCCACAAUUGAAGCAUUCAGGGAGCAAAUUGACAAUUACGAAUCCCUCACGCAGGAAAUUGAGGACAUUGAACCAUUUCAGGUGUUCAAUUCCUGGUUCCAGGUUGAUGUGCGUCCCUUCAGGCAAGCUCUCAUCAAUACAGUCCGCAAAUGGGGCAACAUGUUCAAGGAACAUCUCGUGAAUCGUGUUACGACAAAUCUCACAGAUCUUGGGAAUUUUAUCCGGAAGGCCGAUGAAGGAUUGCUACAGCCCGUCAAGGAGGGAGAUUACGAUGGAUUGGUUAAUAUUAUGGCGUACCUGUUGCACGUGAAGGAACGCGGGGCAACAACGGAUGAUAUGUUUGAACCAAUGCAGGAGACAAUUGAAUUGCUAAAGUACUACGAUAUGGAUAUUCCGGAAGAGGUGAAUGUCUUGCUGCAGGAGCUACCUGAACAGUGGGCCAACACCAAGAAAAUUGCUCUGACGGUUAAACAGCAGGUGGCACCAUUGCAGGCUGCCGAAGUUGUGGGAAUUCGCAAUAGGAUUCAAAACUUCGAUCAGCACGUUACCUUCUUCCGGGAUGUUUUCCGUAAUUACGACUUCUUCAGGUAUGAGUGUGAGCAUCCCUAUGGGCUAGCGGAUCGUAUAAAUGGAGACAUUCUCCGUCUUGAGAAUGAGAUGAAGGAUAUUCAGGGAUCAGGGAGCUUGUUUGAGGUGAAUGUGCCGGAAUUUAAACCACUCCGACAGUGCAGGAAGGAGCUGAGGAUGCUAAAGCAACUCUGGGAUUAUGUCUUCAUCGUAAGAACGAGCAUUGAGGACUGGAAGACGACUCCCUGGAGGAAAGUUGAUGUUGAAAAUAUGGAUAUUGAGUGCAAGAAGUUUGCAAAGGAUAUUCGUCUUCUGGACAAGGAAAUGCGCUCGUGGGAUACAUACGUGACCCUUGAGGCAACUGUGAAGAAUAUGCUGACUUCCCUACGUGCAGUUGGUGAACUCCAGAAUCCAGCCAUCCGGGAGAGGCACUGGAAUCAACUAAUGGCCUCCACAAAGCAUUUGUCGAGUCUUCCCAAAGAGAUUACCGUGCAAUUUAUAAUGGAUCACGAUACAACCCUUUCGGAUUUACUUGCUCUGAACCUCCAUCAAUGCGAGGAUGAGGUGAAGACAAUCGUGGACAAGGCCGUGAAGGAGAUGUCCAUGGAGAAGAUCCUUCGUGAUCUCAAUACAACGUGGUCCGCCAUGGAGUUUGAUCAUGAAAUCCACGGACGGACUGGGUGCAAUCUCUUGAAGGCUUCGGAGGAACUAAUUGAGACUCUGGAAGACAACCAGGUUGUUCUGCAGAAUCUCAUUACGUCCAAAUUCAUUGCCCACUUCCUCGAGGAAGUUUCCGCCUGGCAGAAGAAGCUCAUGAUUGCCGAUCAAGUGAUCACUGUGUGGUUUGAGGUGCAACGCACCUGGACGCAUCUUGAGAGUAUUUUUAUGAGUUCCGAGGAUAUCCGGAAGCAAUUGCCCGUGGAUUCGGAACGUUUCGAUCGGAUUGAUGCGGAAUUCAAGAUUCUCAUGAAGGAGAUGUCGGUGACGUCAAAUGUGAUCGCUUCGACGAAUCGUGAUGGGCUGUGUCAGCGUCUCGAGGCGCUGCAGCAGGAGUUGACGCUGUGCGAGAAAGCCCUGGCUGAGUAUCUGGAGACAAAGCGUCUUGCUUUUCCGCGCUUCUACUUUGUUUCAUCGGCAGAUCUCUUGGAUAUUCUCAGCAAUGGCACAGAGCCGGAUUUGGUGGUGAAGCACCUCACGAAGCUCUUUGAUUCCAUUGCAAAGCUCAACUUUGUCAAGGAUCCAACCAAUAAGACGCAAAAGGCACUGGGAAUGGUGGCUAAGGAUAGUGAAUACGUGGAAUUCAAUGAGGAGGCAGAUUGCUCAGGAGCUGUGGAAGUUUGGCUAAAUCGCAUUCAGGAUUGCAUGCGGAAGUCCCUCUGCCAUUACAUUGCUGAAGCUGUUGUGGCGUAUGAGGAGAAGCAACGAGAGCACUGGUUGUUUGACUAUCCAGCUCAGGUGUCACUCUGUGGCACACAGAUUUGGUGGACAACUGAAGUGAAUAUUGCCUUUGGGCGCCUCGAGGAGGGCUACGAUAAUGCCAUCAAGGAUUACCACAAGAAGCAAGUUUCGCAGCUGAGUGUCCUCAUUUCCCUCCUUCUUGGGGAAUUGAGUAAAGGCGAUAGGCAGAAAAUUAUGACAAUUUGCACCAUUGAUGUACAUUCGAGGGAUGUGGUCAGUAAACUAAUUCAGUCUAAAGUUGAGAGUGCUUCAGCCUUUCAGUGGCAGUCACAGCUGAGGCACAGGUGGGACGACAAGGAGUACGACUGCUUUGCAAACAUCUGCGACGCCCAAUUCCGCUACAGUCACGAAUAUUUAGGCAACACCCCCAGGCUGGUCAUCACUCCCCUCACAGAUCGUUGCUACAUCACCCUCACGCAAUCUCUGCAUCUCGUCAUGGGUGGGGGGCCAGCAGGACCAGCAGGAACGGGUAAAACGGAGACAACGAAGGAUCUGGGACGCGCUCUGGGUAUCAUGGUGUACGUCUUCAAUUGUUCCGAGCAAAUGGACUACAAAUCCUGUGGGAACAUCUACAAGGGCCUGGCGCAAACGGGUGCCUGGGGGUGCUUCGAUGAAUUCAAUCGUAUCUCCGUUGAGGUACUCUCCGUUGUGGCGGUACAAGUUAAAUCCGUCCAGGAUGCAAUUCGCGAUAAGAAGUCUCGUUUUAACUUUAUGGGAGAGCAAAUUGCGUGUGUACCAACUGUUGGGAUAUUCAUCACAAUGAAUCCCGGCUAUGCAGGACGAACGGAACUUCCGGAGAAUCUUAAGGCUCUUUUCCGCCCAUGCGCUAUGGUUGUUCCGGACUUUGAGCUGAUUUGUGAAAUUAUGUUGGUUGCCGAAGGAUUCCAGGAAGCCAGAGUCCUUGCGAGGAAGUUCAUCACUCUCUACACGCUCUGCAAGGAACUUCUUUCGAAGCAAGAUCACUACGAUUGGGGAUUGCGUGCUAUUAAAUCAGUGCUCGUUGUGGCGGGAUCUCUGAAACGCGGAGAUCCGGGACGUCCGGAGGAGGAGGUCCUCAUGCGGGCACUAAGGGACUUCAACAUCCCGAAAAUUGUUACAGACGACAUGCCGGUUUUUAUGGGAUUAAUUGGGGAUCUCUUCCCGGCACUGGAUGUGCCGCGGAAGCGUGAUCAGGACUUUGAGAAGACCGUGAAGCAAGCUGCUUUGGAUCUAUCGCUACAGCCUGAGGAUAAUUUUAUCCUGAAGGUUGUGCAGCUGGAGGAAUUGCUGGAAGUGCGUCAUUCAGUAUUCAUUGUGGGAAACGCCGGGACGGGAAAGACGCAGGUGUGGAAGACACUGUUCCGCACGUAUGUGAAUUGCAAGAGGAAGCCACUUUUUAAUGAUUUGAACCCGAAGGCAGUGACGAAUGAUGAGCUGUUUGGAAUUAUAAAUCCAGCAACGCGAGAAUGGAAAGAUGGAUUAUUUUCGGUGAUAAUGCGCGAGCAGGCGAAUCUCAGUGGGGAUAACCCAAAGUGGAUUGUCCUGGAUGGGGAUAUUGAUCCCAUGUGGAUUGAAAGCUUGAACACCGUGAUGGAUGACAAUAAAGUCCUCACGCUGGCGAGUAAUGAACGUAUUGCCCUAACGCCGACCAUGCGACUGUUGUUUGAAAUCUCGAAUUUGAGAACUGCCACACCGGCGACUGUUUCUCGUGCUGGGAUCCUUUAUAUCAAUCCCCAGGAUCUGGGAUGGAAUCCCUACGUCACCAGCUGGAUUGAAACCCGAAAGGUCCCAGCCGAGAAGUCAAAUCUCGUGAUUCUCUUCGACAAGUACAUACCACCAUGUUUGGACAAUAUUCGUUCGCGCUUCAAGAAGAUCACGCCCAUUGCGGAAAUGGCGCACGUUCAGAUGCUCUGUCACCUCCUGGAUUGCCUGUUGACACCGCAAAAUACCCCAGCUGAUUGCCCAAAGGAAUGGCAUGAUUUGUACUUUGUCUUUGCCUGCGUUUGGGCAUUUGGGUCGUCAAUGUUUCAAGAUCAGGCGAUUGACUAUAGGAUUGAGUUCAGCAAGUGGUGGGUGAAUGAGUUUAAAUCGGUUAAAUUCCCCCAGGGUGGCACAGUCUUUGACUACUACAUCGACACGGAAACCAAACAGUUCACCCUGUGGACGGAGAGGGUGACCAAAUUUGAACUUGACUCAGAUCUUCCCCUUCAGGCGGUUCUUGUGCAUACAUCUGAAUCCAUCCGGAUACGUUUCUUCUUGGAUCUUCUGAUGGCAAAGAAGCAUCCUGUGAUGCUUGUCGGAGCAGCAGGAUGCGGCAAGACGGUGUUGGUCAAUGAGAAACUUUCAACACUAUCGGAAAAUUAUGCCGUCACUAAUGUUCCUUUCAACUUCUACACAACAUCCGAAAUGCUCCAGAAGAUCCUCGAGAAGCCGCUUGAGAAGAAGGCGGGAAGGAACUACGGGCCACCUGGGAAUAAGACUCUAAUCUACUUUGUGGAUGAUAUGAAUAUGCCGGAGGUGGAUUGUUAUGGAACCGUUCAACCGCAUACGCUAAUAAGGCAGCAUCUGGACUAUGGGCAUUGGUAUGAUCGGAGCAAACUCACAAUUAAGGAUAUCCACAAUUGUCAAUACAUUUCAUGCAUGAACCCCACAUCCGGGAGCUUCACGAUCAAUCCACGCCUUCAGCGGCAUUUCUGCGUGUUUGCCGUGAGUUUCCCCAGCAAUGAUUCCCUGACAACGAUCUAUCUAUCCAUUCUCAAUCAACAUUUCGCCAAUGCUGAGCAAAAAUUCAAUGUUUGCGUGACAAAGAUCGCUCCGAAUAUUGUUUCGGCUUCCCUGGCGCUCCAUGCGAAAGUGUCGCAGGUCUUCCUACCCACGGCCAUAAAAUUCCACUACAUCUUCAACUUGAGGGAUCUCAGCAAUAUGUUUCAAGGAUUGCUGUUCAGCACCAACGAUUGUCUGGGCAGUGCCACAGAUAUGAUACGACUGUGGCUCCAUGAGACCCAUCGGGUCUAUGGGGAUAAGCUCACCGACGACAAGGACAUUGAUAGCUUCACGAAGAUGCAAACGGACAUUGUGAAGAAGUCCUUUGAGGAGCUCGAUGAGAGUAUUGUGUUCGAUAAGCCAAAUAUCUUUUGCCACUUUGCCGGAGGGAUUGGGGAGCCAAAGUACAUGCAAAUCCCCGAUUGGGGAUACCUAACGAAGCUUCUGCAGGAAGCAAUGGUCUCCUAUAACGAUCUCGUGGCUGCCAUGAGCCUGGUGCUUUUUGAAGACGCCAUGAUGCACGUAUGCCGAAUUAAUCGCAUCUUGGAGUCUCCACGUGGAAGUGCUUUGCUCGUGGGAGUCGGUGGGAGCGGAAAACAAUCCCUCUCUCGUCUGGCAGCCUUCAUAUCGAGCUUGGAAGUGGCACAGAUUCAGCUGAAGAAGGGCUACGGGGUGCUGGAUCUCAAGAAUGAACUCUCAGGGCUCUAUUUGAAGUCCGGAAUGAAAAAUGUCGGCAUUAUGUUCCUCAUGACGGACGCCCAGGUGCCCAAUGAGCAAUUUCUCGUCCUAAUCAACGAUAUGCUGGCAUCCGGAGAGAUUCCCGACCUCUUUCCCGAUGAUGAAGUUGAAAAUAUCAUUUCCGGCGUGAGGAAUGAGGUGAAAGGCGCUGGAAUUGUGGAUUCCCGUGAGAAUUGCUGGAAAUUCUUCAUUGAUCGCGUAAGGCGGCAACUCAAGGUGGUGCUCUGCUUCUCUCCUGUUGGUUCAACACUCCGUGUGCGUUCCCGGAAAUUCCCAUCCUUUAUCAACUGUACCUCCAUCAAUUGGUUCCAUGAGUGGCCUCAGGAGGCUCUUGUCUCUGUCUCAAUGCGUUUCCUGCAGGAGCUGAGUGUCCUCCCGGAGACGUUUAUGGAUUCGGUGGCACGCUUCAUGUCCUACGUCCACACAUCCGUGAACACAACAUCCAAGAUUUAUCUGCAGAAUGAGAGGAGAUACAACUACACCACCCCGAAAUCCUAUCUCGAACAAAUCAGCCUCUACUCCAAACUCCUAAAGCAGAAGCACGCCGAGUUGCAGAGUAAGAUUGAGCGCCUGGAGAAUGGUUUGGAGAAGCUGCGGAAUACGGCGGCACAAGUGGCGGAUUUGAAGCUGAAGCUGGCUGUGCAGGAAAUUGAGCUGAAGGAGAAGAAUGAGGCAGCAGAUGCCCUGAUUGAAAUCGUUGGUGUUGAAACGGAAAAAGUCCAAAUUGAGAAGCAAAUCGCUGACGAGGAGGAGAUGAAAGUGGCCAUAAUUGCGGAAGAAGUCACGAAGAAGCAAAAAGAUUGCGAAGAAGAUUUACUGAAAGCCGAACCGGCUCUCAUUGCGGCCCAAGAGGCGCUUAAUACACUCAAUAAGGCCAAUUUGACGGAACUUAAAUCCUUCGGAUCCCCACCAGGAGCUGUGACCAAUGUCACGGCGGCCGUGAUGGUUCUACUAGCGCCCAAUGGGAAGAUCCCAAAAGAUCGGAGCUGGAAGUCGGCUAAGUUGACAAUGGCCAAGGUGGAUGCAUUCCUGGAUGCACUCAUUAACUACGACAAGGAGAAUAUUCAUCCGGAAAUCAUUAAAUCCAUCCAGCCAUACCUGAAGGAUGCUGAAUUCGAGCCGGAAUUUGUACGAUCGAAAUCAGCAGCAGCUGCAGGACUCUGUGCCUGGGUCAUCAACAUCAUCAAAUUCUACGAAGUUUACUGCGACGUGGAGCCCAAGAGGAAGGCUCUUGCACAAGCUAAUGCUGAGCUGGCAGCUGCUCAGGAGAAAUUGGCCAUAAUCAAGAAGAAAGUUGCGUCCUUGGAGGAACAACUGGCUAAGCUGACGGCUGACUUUGAGCGUGCCACAGCUGAGAAACUUCGCUGCCAGCAGGAAGCUGAUGCAACACAGGCAACCAUUCAACUUGCCAAUCGUCUCGUUGGUGGCUUGGCUAGUGAAAAUGUUCGCUGGGCCGAAGCAGUUGCGGAAUUUAUGGCUCAGGGAACAACUCUCCCAGGAGAUACGCUCCUCAUAACAGCCUUCAUCUCCUACGUGGGAUGCUUUACGAAGCAAUUCCGGUUGGAUUUGAUGAAUAAAAUGUGGCUGCCCUACUUGAGGGCUCUCGAACCUCCAAUUCCCAUCACUGAGGGCCUGGAUUGCCUCACCUUGCUCACGGAUGACACAAUUGUGGCAAUUUGGCAAAAUGAGGGGCUUCCGAGUGAUCGGAUGUCCAUUGAAAAUGCCACAAUUCUCUCAAAUUCCGACCGUUGGCCCCUCAUGAUUGAUCCCCAGUUGCAGGGAGUGAAGUGGAUUAAGCAGAAGUACGGAGAAGCACUGAAAGUUAUCCGGAUCGGGCAGAAAGGCUAUUUGGACAUUAUUGAGAAAGCCCUGGCUAAGGGACACACGGUGCUCAUUGAGAAUAUUGGGGAGAAUCUCGAUCCAGUGCUGGAUCCCCUCCUUGGGAGGAAUCUUAUCAAGAAGGGCCAGGCAAUAAAGAUUGGGGAUAAAGAGGUGGAAUAUAAUUCCAAUUUCCGCCUCAUUUUGCACACAAAACUCGCAAAUCCUCACUACAAGCCUGAGAUGCAGGCUCAAACGACGUUGAUUAACUUUACAGUCACCCGAGAUGGCUUGGAGGAUCAACUUCUGGCGGAAGUCGUUAAAGCUGAGCGUCCGGAUUUGGAGGAAUUGAAAGCAGAACUAACAAAGCAACAGAAUGAUUUUAAAAUUAUGCUAAAACGCCUGGAGGAUGAUCUCCUGUCGCGAUUAUCUUCAGCAGGAGGGAAUUUACUGGGAGAUACGGCUCUAGUGGAGAAUCUGGAGACAACAAAGAGAACAGCUGCGGAGAUUGAGGAGAAAGUUUCCGAGGCAAAGAUAACAUCACAGGAAAUUGAUAAUGCUCGUGAACAUUACCGUCCAGCAGCUGCCCGGGCGAGUUUACUCUACUUCAUCCUCAAUGAUCUCAACACAAUCAAUCCAAUCUACCAGUUCUCUCUUAAGGCAUUCAGCGUGGUGUUCCAGAAAGCCAUUUCCCGGGCAGAUCCAUCGGAUAUGGUGGAUUUGCGUGUGAAGAAUCUCAUUGAUUGCAUUUCCUAUUCGGUCUUCCAGUACACAAGCAGGGGGCUCUUUGAGUGUGAUAAGCUCAUCUUUGCCUCCCAGAUGGCCUUCCAGAUUCUCCUGAUGAGUGAAGAAAUCUCCCCCAUGGAGCUGGACUUCCUUCUGCGCUUCCCUAUUAAACCACACGUAACGAGCCCCGUGGAUUUCCUCUCCAAUUCCUCAUGGGGAGGGAUUUGCAGCCUUGCAUCAAAAGAUGAGUUCCGGAAUCUCGAUAGAGACAUUGAAACAUCGUCAAAGAGGUGGAAGAAGUUUGUGGAAUCUGAAUGUCCGGAAAAAGAGAAAUUCCCCCAGGAGUGGAAGAAUAAAACAGCCCUCCAGAGACUUUGUAUGAUGAGAGCUUUGCGUCCGGAUAGGAUGACCUAUGCUGUGGCGGAUUUCAUAGAAGAAAAACUCGGGCCGAAGUAUGUGGAGAAUCGAACGAUGGAAUUUGCAAAAUCCUUCGAGGAAACCAGCCCAUCAACCCCAAUCUUCUUCAUCCUUUCCCCCGGUGUGAAUCCCCUGAAAGACGUUGAAACCUUGGGGCGACAGCUGGGCUAUACAACGGACAAAGGGAACUUCCACAAUGUUUCCCUUGGGCAGGGUCAGGAAGUUGUGGCGGAAGCAGCAAUGGAUGAAGCAGCACGCAAUGGACACUGGGUUGUGCUGCAGAAUAUUCAUUUGGUCAAGAAGUGGCUGCCGGCUCUGGAGAAGAAGUUGGAGCACUACUCGGAAGGAUCACAUGAGGAGUACAGGGUGUUUAUGAGUGCAGAACCGGCAGCCACAGCCUCAGCACAUAUAAUCCCUCAAGGUAUCCUCGAGUCCUCCAUAAAGAUCACCAACGAACCCCCAACUGGGAUGAUGGCUAAUCUUCACAAGGCGCUGGACAACUUUACGCAGGAAACGCUGGAGAUGUGUGGGAAGGAGGCGGAAUUCAAAGUAAUCCUCUUUGCCCUGUGCUACUUUCACGCUGUUGUGGCACAGAGAAGGAAGUUUGGACCAGCAGGAUGGAAUAAGAUUUAUCCCUUCAACGUUGGUGAUCUCAACAUCAGCGUGAGCGUGCUGUACAAUUACUUGGAGGCUAACUCGAAGGUCCCCUGGGAGGAUUUGAGGUAUCUCUUUGGUGAAAUAAUGUACGGUGGUCACAUUACGGAUGAUUGGGAUAGGCGUCUGUGCAUUACGUACCUGGAGGAGUACAUGCAACCCGACCUGGUGGACGGUGAGCUGUUCCUCGCACCGGGAUUCCCAGCACCACCAAAUACCGACUAUUCCGGCUACCACAACUACAUUGAUGAGACAAUGCCGCCAGAAUCGCCCUACUUGUAUGGAUUGCAUCCAAACGCCGAAAUUGGUUUCCUCACCACAACCUCGGAGAAUCUCUUCAGGACGGUUUUUGAGAUGCAACCACGAGAUGCGGGCGCUUCUGGUGGGACAACGGUGACGCGGGAGGAUAAAGUUAAGCAGAUCUUGGAUGAGAUUAUGGAGAAACUCCCCGAGGAAUUCAACAUGACGGAGAUUAUGGGGAAAGUGGAGGAGAGGACGCCCUAUGUGAUUGUUGCAUUCCAGGAAUGCGAAAGGAUGAAUUAUCUCACAAAUGAGAUUAAGAGGAGUCUCAAGGAGUUGGAUUUGGGCCUUAAGGGCGAACUGACCAUCACAUCGGACAUGGAGGAGUUGGAGAAUGCCCUGUUUCUCGAUCAAGUACCCGUAAUAUGGGCAAGUAGAGCCUACCCAUCCCUCCUGGGCUUGACAUCGUGGUUCGUGGAUCUUCUGCUGCGUCUCCGUGAAUUGGAGACGUGGUCAACUGAUUUCGUGUUGCCAGCAUGCGUAUGGCUUGCUGGUUUCUUCAAUCCACAGAGUCUCCUCACGGCAAUUAUGCAGAGUACGGCACGUAAGAAUGAAUUGCCACUUGAUAAAAUGUGUUUAGUAUGUGAUGUUACGAAGAAGCAAAAGGAAGAUUUCACAACUGCACCACGAGAAGGUGCCUACGUGCACGGGAUCUUCAUGGAGGGUGCCCGAUGGGAUGUGCAGCAGGGAAUAAUUAUGGAGUCGCGCCUCAAGGAGCUCCAUCCCCCUAUGCCUGUUAUCAAUAUCCGGGCAAUCACGCAGGAUAAGCAGGAUCUGAGGAAUAUGUACGAGUGCCCCGUGUACAAGACACGCACACGCGGACCCACCUACGUGUGGACGUUCAAUCUAAAGACGAAAGAUAAGCCAGCAAAAUGGACUUUAGCUGGCGUUGCACUCCUUCUUCAAGUCUAAAUUAGUCUCAUGGCGCACCGGGAAUCUUGGUGGCGCCAAGACCCGUCAAUCCGUCGCAAACCUAUUAGAAUUUAAUUACACACAGACUUCACCGCACCACAAGAGAGCUCUUUAAGCCAUUCCGUGUAGGUUCAUUCAAAAUAAUUACUAUCUAUUGACACCUCUGAGCAAGCAAAAAAAAUCCCCAGAAGAGAAAAAAAACAUCUUAAUCACUUUUCAAUAUUAUUUAUUGUUUGUGAAUUGAAUAGCUCUCUUGUGGUUUUUUUUUUAUUUUGCACACUUCCAACAACAUAAUUGUUAAUGAAUUUAAAUAAUUUGUAGUAGAAGAAUAUUGUUGUGUUAUUUUGUGAUCCAAUACAAGAUGUUUUCUUUGAGAAUCUGUUUAAAGAAAAAGAGGUGUCUGAUUUCAAGUAAAGAGCAACGCGCAGGAAUUUUUUUUUUUCAUAUUAAAUUCAUUUGAUGAUACAGAAAAAAA
Messenger RNA from Lutzomyia longipalpis, 14051 nucleotides. RefSeq names its product dynein beta chain, ciliary (gene Dhc93AB). Gene Ontology annotation, cellular component: dynein complex. NCBI's taxonomy places the organism in Eukaryota, Metazoa, Arthropoda, Insecta, Diptera, Psychodidae. The record is from RefSeq and is a predicted model, not a curated record. Gene Ontology annotation, molecular function: minus-end-directed microtubule motor activity; dynein light intermediate chain binding; ATP binding. Gene Ontology annotation, biological process: microtubule-based movement. The transcript has 22 exons. Bases 128 to 13576 code for a protein of 4482 amino acids.